GAGCUAAGCCAGAAAGCCAGGCUCUCGAUUUACCGGUCGAUCUACGUCCCAAUCCUCACCUAUGGUCAUGAGCUUUGGGUAAUGACCGAAAGAACGAGAUCGCGGAUACAAGCGGCCGAAAUGAGUUUCCUCCGUAGGGUGGCCGGGCUCAGCCUUAGAGAUAGAGUGAGGAGCUCGGACAUUCGGGAGGGACUCGGAGUAGAACCGCUGCUCCUCCGGAUCGAAAGGAGUCAGUUGAGGUGGUUUGGGCAUCUGGUCAGGAUGCCUCCUGGACGCCUCCCUGGGGAGGUGUUUCGGGCAUGUCCUGCCGGCAGGAGGCCCCCGGGUCGACCCAGGACAUGUUGGAGAGGUUACAUCUCCAAUCUGGUCUGGGAACGCCUUGGGGUCCUGCUGGAGGAGCUGGUGGAGGUGGCCAGGGAGAGGAAGGUCUGGAGCUCCCUAGUUGGGAUGCUGCCCCCGCGACACGGACCCGGAUAAGCGGAGGAAUACGAUGACGACGAAAUUUACAAAAUGAAAUCUAUCACACAGGUAUGAUUUAAACCAGCCUAGCGCUGUUCCUUUGAUCUCUACAACAUGUUCAAUCCUUUCUAAAAGAAAAUUGUGAUCAACUGUGUCAAAGGCAGCACUGAGAUCUAACAAGACUAGAACAGACACAAGAUCCUUAUCUGAGGCCAUGAGAAUAUCAUUUGUAACUCUCACUAAUUCAAUUUCAGAGCCGUGAUACCGUCUAAAACCAGACUGAAAUUCCUCCAACAGAUCAUUAGUGUUUAAAUGCUCACAUCCUUGGAUGGCCACUAUUUUCUCAAGGACUUUGGAUAAAAAUGGAAGGUUAGAUAUUGGUCUAUGCAGUUUAGAAGCAAAAAACUGUUAUUUUGGGGUUUAGUUACUCUUUAAAAUGAAGACUUUUACAUAAGCAGAUUCCCUUUUAGACCAGAGUGAAAAAUCUUUAGCAUGAAUUUACUAAAGCUUUUGAUUCAUUUCUGAAUUCAUCUUGAUGACAGACAGCAAACCUCAUUUAUUGUCACCUGAACUUAGCAGGAAAAGAAGUGUGACUGAGAAUCAACCUGCUGUUUCCUCCCACAGCAGUUUGUGCAUUACCUGGAACAAUGUUUGGUCAGCAGAGGGUCGUCACAUACCUCUGUCACAUAUAAAAGCGCUCAGCACAAACACUCAUCACACUCUGAGAGGACAAGUCAGUCAGCGAUGGAAACCUCUUCAGUCCUCCUUCUCUGCAUCCUGGUCACCUGCUCAGUCUGGACAGUCCAGGGGAGAAGCUUUGAGGUCAGCAUUAAUGAUGAGGAGCAGGUGGAUGCCUCUGGGGAAGCACAAAUUCCAGGAAUUUGUUGGGGAUGCAAGUGGGCUCUGAAGAAGGUGAAGAACGCCAUCGGACAAAACGCCACCUCAGAGAGCAUAAUAAAGAAGCUGAAGACUGUCUGUGAUCAAAUGGGACUCCUGAAAUCUAAGUGUCACAAGUUUGUGACCUCCCACCUGGGGGAGCUGGUGGAGGAGAUGACCACCACUGACGAUGUGAGGACGAUCUGCGUCAACACAGGGGCGUGCAAAGCAAAAGAUCAGGACCAGCCUUUCUCCUCUGACACCCUAUGGCCAUAAAUGGGGAGUCGAUAUAUCGAUAAUCAUUCUCAGAACCUGUCAAUGUCAUUAAAUGCUUCUUUGCUCUGA
Nothobranchius furzeri (turquoise killifish) is the source of this 1680-nucleotide messenger RNA. Its product is annotated as antimicrobial peptide NK-lysin. NCBI's taxonomy places the organism in Eukaryota, Metazoa, Chordata, Actinopteri, Cyprinodontiformes, Nothobranchiidae. Gene Ontology annotation, biological process: lipid metabolic process; defense response to bacterium. The record is from RefSeq and is a predicted model, not a curated record.